This is a messenger RNA of Columba livia (rock pigeon), 12804 nucleotides long. It is a transcript of the gene IL21R, whose product is annotated as interleukin 21 receptor. The record is from RefSeq and is a predicted model, not a curated record. Lineage: Eukaryota; Metazoa; Chordata; Aves; Columbiformes; Columbidae. Gene Ontology annotation, molecular function: protein binding; cytokine receptor activity. The transcript has 9 exons. Gene Ontology annotation, biological process: cytokine-mediated signaling pathway. The coding region runs from base 10574 to 12352 and encodes 592 amino acids. Gene Ontology annotation, cellular component: external side of plasma membrane.
UUUUGGCCUCUUGGUUUGGUCCAGUCAGAAUGGGAAUUAUGCCUGUAGCUUUAAGGCAGCAAAUACUUCUUGUUGGAUAAUUGUUCCAAACGUUUUACUCACAAAUCUAAACUCUCUACGGCAUUAUCAUGUAUUUUGGUGUGGUAAAUUCCACCCUAGUAUCCUGACAGUGGCACAGAAUAGCUAAGAACCGUUAAGUAAUUUUAUGUGUAUUAAAAUAUACAUGUGUAUUCUCAUUAUUUAGAAAACACUAUUUGCAUUGCCGUUCAUAAGGAAGGAAACCGUAAUGCUAAGCACAGAAGCUUGUUUAACGUGUUUUGUAAGUAACAUUUUUGUACUGCAAAUGUCUCUGCAAAGUUCAAGGUGGCCAAGUAGUAGAGGUAUCUCUGGAUCAGUUUUGCAGUGGUAAAAAAUGGCGUGUAAGCCCUGGAAGGAGACUCGCGGUGAGGUGUCUGUAUUUAGAUGUGACAGUAUUUGUACAGGCACCGGUUUGUAGCUCACUUUCACUAAGGUGCUGGUUAGUGAAAGAUCCUACUGAUUGUAGCUAGGGUGCUGAUGAGCGUGUUAUUUGUUUUUACUUAAAAUACCAGGUUGAAUGUUAUUUUCACUCACGUGAGGUUUAAUUCUAUCAGAAAUACUUUUUUGUUGCACAAGGACAGUGGCUGCUGUAGUUGCCACCAGUACAGAGGCUGUGGAGUAAGAGGGCUGUGAAACCAAGGGAUGGAGACGCUUUCCAGGCCCCACGACCGGGCCUGCACGGACAGGGUGGAGCAGGAGGAUGCACGGAGGCCGUGGUGUGCCCCGUGAGUCAGCCGACUCACUUCCCGAAACCCAAGCAAAGUCAAGUUUAAGCAGAAUCACACAGCUGGUUACUGCAGCUGCCAGAAUGGGUUACUCAGGGCUCCCUGCGGUGACACCCGCUGUUCAGGAGGCGCAGGGACAGCAGCAGUGCCUCCUGCUGCUUGUCCUUGUGAAACCCUCGGGAAGGCUGGCCCUUGGCUGGAGCAGCCAGGAGAGCUCUGGCUUUUGUUCUUCCUCAUAGCUGUGCCCUCCUGCCUGCUCAUUUCCAGUGAAUGGCUUUCUGCACGUGCGUAUACGUCCCCUUCUCUGGUGAAACUGAACUGUACCUCUCUGAGAAGGGGGAGCCCUGUUCCUUUGCCUUUGCAUAACCCAGAACUGGGCAUAAACCCUGCGGCUGGGGGCAGCUGGCCAGCUCACCCCAUCCUGCCUCGCUACAGUUCAUGUUCCAUCCUCUUCUGCUCCUGCCAGCGGGUAUUGCCGAGCCGUGAGGCACAGGUGUGUUUCCAGUGACAGGUUCGUGGAGCUCGUGGAGUUCUGACCAGGCUGGGACUACCAACAGGUCCUUUUAACCAGGGGAGGGCUCCUGCCAGGACAGAGAAUUACUUAUAGUAAGCGUAUUUUCAGUGGUUUUCAGUUUGUUUUGUAAGAAUGCAGUGUAAGUGGAGUUUGUGUACAGUUUUAGUCUAGUUAUAUUGCCACUUAUUACAUGCUCGCAAUCGCUCCAUCUCCACAUCUUUCUCACCUGGCUGCUUACCAGGUGUCAGCAACCUGGCUCGCUGUGAGUGAAAUGGGUUCCUGAGAAAAGCAGGUGUGUUUCCAGUUCGGGAGCAGCUGGUUCUGGCACACGGCUUUUCCCUGGCCGAGAAUGCCACAGCUUUUGCCUUUUUUCUUCCUCUUCUUGUUAGGUCCUUGGAAAUGCGCACCAGUGUGGAACAGGUGUUGGCAGAUUCCUCUUCAUCACAAGGUUAGACAUUGCCUGUGGAAAACUAACAAUAGCCACAAGAUGAGGGUGAGACUAGUGUGGAGCAGGAGCGAGUUCUUGGAGACAGGGACAAGUUAAUUUAGGGUGAAGGAGGGAUUAGGUCAGCUUUUUAAAUAACUUGUUUCUGCGUCUUGCUUUGGGACCCUGCAUUGUUCAGGUAGGGUGCAAGGAUGUCCAAGUACUUAUCCAUCAUGAGCUACAAACUUAAUCUAAGAAAACAAGUUCUUUUAGGUGUUGCAUUCUAGCGGUGACAUGGCCAAAGGAACAAAGGGUGAGAGAACCAAUUGAAGGGGCUUUGACUUCCAAAACCCCGCUCGCUAAUGUUUACCUCUGACUGUGGAAUUUUGUGACAAAACUCCGUAGUGAAUAGAGACUGAGAGGACAGUUUUAAUUCUCCUAGCCAUGUUUUUUCUGUAGAAAACUCCUUAGGGAGCAUGGUUUGUGCAGUUUGUAUUCUAGCUCUGACAGAGGUACUUCCAAAGUGUGUCACUUUGCAUACAGUUGCUUUCACAAAGAAUAGGUGUUUUUGACUAAUUCUCAGGGGAGCUAUGCCCAUGCAAUGCACACACACGUGCACACACACACAAAUCACUACCCCCCCUGCAGCCUGCUGAGUACAAGGUCUGUCCCAGCCCCCCCACGGUGAUGUAUCAUGAUUGCACGUUACUCGGAAUUUCAGGUUUUUUCACCGCGCCGCUGUGACCGCGGCAGUCACGUCGUGCCACCAGCUUCUCAUCAGACGUGGCAGCCACAGCACACAGCCCUCGACUCCCCGGCUAAACUGCAGUGGUGAGGUCAGAAGCCAAGCAACAGCUCAGCGUGAACAUGCUGACCGUCAGAGCAAGGACACCGAUGGUCCAGUCCUGUUUUCAGCUGCAGGACUAUUGCGUAACAGUUUCAAAGCAGAUUGCUCCAAAGUGAUGUUGAGAGGAGGUUUAUAUCGCUGCUGUACUUUGGCCAAAGGUGCUUUGUAGUGUUUGUCCCUUGUGCUGUCCUGCUUCCGUCCUGCUCCUCAGCGUCUUUCUACAGCAUGAAAUUUCCACACAGCCACCUUCUGCCCCUGCAGCAAGACUGCAAGAUGACAGAGAAGAACAAGUAGCUGCAGUGCCAGAUGAACUGACUGCUGUGGCGCAUUGAGCUGCACAGGAGGGAGGAGCAGCUGUUUUCUUCUUUUUUUUGCUCUUGGCCGGAAUACUUCUAUAAAACAGUGAACAUCUAUGCAGGAGACCUGCAGUUUUGUAUUCUGGAUGCAGAGAGGCAAUUGUAAUGGCAAGAGUUGAUGAGAGUAUCAGCCUGUGACCGACAGCCUGGUUUUGAUAGAGGGAUGGCUGCACUAGACCUGCCUGGUCCAUGGAGUGUGGCCAGCAUCCUGAGGAGCUCCUGUCCCGAGUCACUGAUGGAGCAGCUGCUUCCAUGGUCCUGCUGUGCUCCAUCAUAUCAGAGUCAGGCAUUUGCAGUAAUGUGGUGUUUUUCCUCUGCUUUAAGGUUACUGUGUUUAUGACUAACAUAUCACUGGGACUUUCCUACUUGCUGCUGUUUCCCCAGCUCUUAGACAUGGGGGAAUUUGCCAUAAGCUGAAGAGUUUGAGGUUGGCUGCCUCUCCCCAGCACAACCACUGCUAGUUUCACUUGCAGUGAGCCACCCACACAGCAACAAGAAUUGCAACAGGGUAAGAAGGCCCUGGACUGCCUUCUGGGGUAGAACUUGCACACCUGGCUCAGGGUUGUAACCAGCCCCCGGUUCUUGGUGCUCUAGAGCUGCUGUGAGAGCCAGGGCUGCGCUGGCCACGCGUGGUCCCGCCGCCGUGGCCCAGCGCGGUGAGCAGCUGGCAGGCCGGGGGAGCCGCUCUGCCAGGCUCGGGCGGUGCUGCCGACACCGACCAGGGCACGUGUCUGCAGGCCCUGGGCUUGGGGGCUGCGCAGGGCGGUUCUGUGCCGGUGCUCUGCUCCCCCUGCCGAGCUGCGGCACUGCACAACCACGCAGGAUGCUCCUCCACAACAGCCAUCAAGGGCCUUGUUUCCUCCACAAGGAAAGGCAGUAGGACCCACAGUUUAGCUUGUGCUACCCAUUCCAUGGCCUCAUUCUGAGCUGUACUGGGCCCCUGCAACAGACACAUGGGUAUCGGGGAUUCUUCCCACUUCUGGUCAGGCCACCUUUCCUGUUCUCAUGACUUGCCUUAAAAUCCUCCAGCUGUGCUCCGCAGGGUGAAGGACCAACGCAUUCAGCUGCUGUCCAUAUUGUUGCUAUUUUGCAUGUUAUCCACCGGUGGUUUAGCUUCCUGCUGGUCCUAGUACAUCACUUCUAGACUUGUGCACAUGUGGAGUGGCAGGGUGAGGACUGUGGGCACUGGGCUCUGCAGAGCUGGUCACAGAGCAGCAGCAGGACCCCGGCAGCCUCCUUGCUUGAGCAAGAGCCUCGCUCCACAACCAGAGCCAUUACGGAGCACGGCGUCUCCUGGCCCCUACUUCUUGUAGGAACAACUUUCCCUGAGCUCUUCUUGCUGAGCUCUGUACGUGUUUACCAGUGCUGAUUUGGAUACAGAUACACUGAUGUGACACAGUUUCAUCGCUUCAGUCCCUGUGCUUUAGUGGAGCAAAUAACCCCAUGUUGUGGCCUUUAGCCUCAAACAAAACAAGCUGCUGCCUUCUGCCACUUUACAAUGAACUCGUAUCAGCAUCACAGCAAAGCCACAUCUUCACAGGACUAGGACUGCCCCAAGAAAGUCUCACAAAGCCUUUUGGCUUUAUGUAGAAAUACAGUUUGAAAUUUUGGAAACAUUGGUUACUUUGGUGCAAUCUGUUUCUGUGAAAAUCCUGUUUGUCUCCAACAUUAUUAAUAUACCCCGAGAUAUCACAAGGUGUUCCUCAUAACUGCCUGUUUGUCCAUCCUGCACCCCGUGAUGCCUUUUUUCCUAAAGACAUGACACAUUGCUGCCAGUGACAUGAGGAACCACCAGUCGUGUUAGCACUGCAUGUUCUGCAGAUGUUCUGCGCUGCGUGCAGCUGGAGGCAGCUCCUGCUUGGAAAGGGCUCCCACUGGCAGAGGGUGAAGGUGGCUGCUGUGCUUUUCACCCCAUUGAAACACAGGCACACUCCAUUGCUGUACGCAGCCCCAGGUGUGGGAGACCUGCUGUGAAACUUGUGGCCAGGCAGUGUGGGUGGGAAUGCUGAUAUUUGACAGCUGUGGUGAAACAAAGCUCCAAGCUCAGGUGAGGCUCUUGCUGUAAAUAGCUGUAUGCCAGCAGCAGGGUUCUGGUCUUGCUGCAUCUGUGCGGGCAGAGAUCUGGGGACAAGCUCUAGAUGGGUCUGUCAACCUGCAGGAAAGGAGCAGAGAGUGCUGCCAGCACUGCCGCCUCAGGUGAGUGCUGUGGGGACAUGUGGUGGACUUGCUUCCCUCAUGCAGGGUGAGUGCUCUUUGGAGUUACAAACACUGAAGGUGUGACCUGGGACCAGUCUGAGAAUGACUGUGAUGGGGGGGUGGAGAGGAUGAGCCACAUCAGCAGAACAGACAAGAAAAGGCUGGUGCUGGCUUUGUGAAGCUGCAGGAACCCAGCUGUGGGGCAGGGCUCUGAUAGACAUCUGGAGAGCAGUGCCUGUGGGCUAACCAGAGGGGUCUGGGCUCUCGGUAGGGUGCUGUGGGGGCUGCCUUGGGCAGAGCACGCUCUCCUGUGGGCUGAACGUGUACAGCACAGCAAGGCAUCUGGGGAGAUGCUCUGGGCAUGUUUUGCAUGGUGUGCAGAGGAGGGUGGUGGGUUUGAGCCUGAGCAGAGCUGCAAGUUUCUGUUCCAGAUGGUCGGGGUGAGUUCACAGGCACAGUCAUUCCUGUUUCUGUUUACCAGCAUGUGUCUGGUGAUUUCCUAAGAGAAGAUAAAAGCCUCUGUGUGAGCAGGACGUACAGAGUCACAGCUCUGUGAAGGUAAGCCCUUUCCUCUGGUAGGAGCCCAAGUGAUGUCCUCCUACUGCAGACUUCAUGGAGAACGGGUUCAUACUUGAUGUGUGUUGGGGAAAGCAGGAGGCUGAGCCCAGUGUUUGUGGCUACAAGGAGACAGCUGCAGAGGCAGGAGGGCAGGGUGCUGGUGUCUGUGGGUGGCACCCGGCGUUCCCAGUGACAGCACCGCGCUCCUUCUCUUCCCCGCAGCAUCCUGUGCCAGCUCACUGCCCACCAGCUGCGGGCUGUGUUGUUUUUCAACCCGCUGCUCUGCUGACUAACACCUCUGCUUUCUGCCUGUCUCAUUCAUAUUUUACCCUGUUUCCUGAGCUUUGAGGUGGUUUCUUCUAUUGCUUUCCCUUCCAGUAGAACAGUGUUACUCAUGUCUCAGCUGUUCUACUGCCAUUUUUUACUCAUUACUUAUCGUAAUGUAUGAUUAUCUUCUUCCUAAAUGUCACCAGUCAGUAGUGGUGCCUUUUACCCUAGAGUUAUACCAGGUCUGUGUCUCUGACAAUGCUGAGGGUAUUGUUUUAAUUCCAUUGUGACAGGAAGAAAACACAGAGGUAGUACUGUUUGUGUGUUAUUUUUUUUUUCCCCACAUUGUGAAGUUGAUAACUUCAAGUGCAACUAAUCCUCUCUUCUGGAGAAAGGAGUUGUCAGGGAUCUGUUUUGUUCUUCACCGUAGAGAUGUGUUGUACUUAGGCUGGCCAGCCAUGACUCCCCCAAAUCUGUAUUCUCCCACGUAGCUACCCGAGGAGCCCCGAGGUCGGGGCGGGCGCUGCGCGCUGGGCUGUGCCAGGUCUCUGCGUCUCCUCUCGCUGGGUGGUGGGUGCAGCAGGGCCAGGGGCUCUUCAGCUCAGCAGCUCUGGGGCUGCACAUGGACCCACUCGCCCUGGAUCCAGCUGCUUUGUGCCCUCUUCACUGCUGCCAUCUCCUUGGGUUAUUCCAGCUCCUUCACCUUCCUACCACCAUGCCAGGCUGUGUGCCCAGACCCCUCCAUAGUGCUGCUCCUCUUGCCCAAGGACAAAAGGAGCACACGCUGGGCUUCUAGCAGCCCUUUUUAAGGUCUGUGGAGGUGAGCUGAGCUACACUCCCUCGGUGUCAGCCUUGCACUCUGCGGAGCCCCAGCCCAGACUGCAGGCGUGAGAUGGGGUGAGAUCUCAGCUGCAGGCGUGAGAUGGGGUGGGGUGAGCCCCCAUGCAGAAGCUGGACCGCGUCCCUGUGCUCUAGGGCGGGUGCUGUGCCCUGGUCCCAGUGGCUGCUCUGGGGACGGGUGUAACCACAGUGCAGUGGUACUUGGCUGUCUCUGACCUAGUACACAUGCUAUAGUUAAGUUAACCAUUUGAUGCCUUGACACUGAUGUCUCCCCACUGCAAGGCUCUAAUGCCAUCAGCCCCACUAUGACCUUUAGAUCUAAGGCUUGUGAGUUUUAAUGUGCUCUCCCACCUUUUUCUCGUGUAAGAGAGCAGAGCAAUCCACUAAUGUUGUGUGGGUGUUUGGACCCAAAUUUGUUGCCUCCUCUGCUCACCACAUCCUUCUGUCGGCACAGUAAUACUGAUACAACGGUGACGUUCAUCACUGUAUUCCAACACGCGGCCGCCCUUGCUGGUGUGCAAGCUGGCUGUGCUCUGCCUCAGAGCCGAUGGGCUCCACCUGCUCCGGGGCUCCUGUGCGCGCAGCGGCUGCAGGAAUGGUGUAGCCAGGCCAGCCAUGGACUGUCAGAGGGCUGGGAUGGACAGCUGAGAGGACAGGGCAAGGUAAUAUCCAUGUUUUCACCAAUUUUCCCUGCUCCUAGUUUGUUACUGCUUGCUAUCUGUAACUUCACAGAAAGUCUCUCUGAUAGCUGAUGUGGCCCUUGUGCCACUGCUGUCAUCGCUGUUGACCUCUACUGGACAGCUGGAGAAUCCUUCUGUCUCCCUGUUGCCUUAGCAUUGGUAUUAGAUGGCAGUGUACAUUGAUAAUGAUUUUUUUUCAAGAAAAAAGCUGGGUUUUGCAUAUAACUGGUGGACUAAGAGGCUUCCACUUCUUUUUAUUUUUUUUUCUUGAGUGUGGUUAUUUAUUUUUUCAUGCUUGGAAAUGUCAGAUUAAAAAAAUAUAUUUAAACUGAGUUCUUAAUUGGGCUUUUAUUUUUGUGGAAGUUUCGUGUGUACAUUUCCUGGAGACACUUUCAGAUUCUGACCUUAGACUGCAUUCAUCUUUUGCAGCUUAUAGCGCCAUAUUUCCAGAUCCUUAACAAAAAUAGUAUUUGUAAAUGUCUAUGUCUGUAUUGUUCCUAUUUCUUAUUCUCUAGUAUAUUAAAAUCUUGUAGCAUAAUUUACAUGUGCACAUCUAUAUGAAUGGUUAAUCAACUUUAUCACUGUGCUUUCACACACUGUCCCCUAGGAUACUACAGGAUUUUAGCAAUGGUGUUUAGCAGCUGUACGAUGACAUCUUAUAAGAAUGAAGUAACUGUGUUUCAGAGAUGCAUUUUACCAACAGAGAAAUUGAAAUUCAGUUGUAGAAUGGACUUUCCUAACACCAGACAGGGAAUAAAUUCCUGCCUGUGCUCAUUGCCUACUGCCAUUCUUCCCACCAAGUGAAUAAACACAUGUGCAGGGUGCUGACGCAUGGGAGCAGAUGGGAAGGAUGUAACAAGUGGAGGGAUGUAGAAAAAGUGGGGGGUCUUAGUCUUAGACCAGGAUUGGGGCUUGCAGGGGGCCUGGCUGGAGGAAGCUUCAGAGCAGGGGGUGCUGCGCAUCUCUGAAGCCAUGAGCUCUUCAGCCAUCAGAGAUCGCAAAGACGCUGCUGCAGAGCUGCGUCUUCCCCAGCUCUUCUGCACACACAUCCACAUCUCACAACAACCUGGAGCGCAGCCAGGAGGCCAGACACGCGGAGCGCUGACACUUUCUGUGGUGCUCUCAGAGGCCUCAGUCCUUCCCACCCCACUAAGGUAUGAGAACUGUGUAAGAAAGAAGUGAGGGAGAUAAAUGUUGGACUAAUCUGUGGACCCUGUCAAGGGGAAGAGGUUGGACAGUAGAGUUCCAAGUGAGGAGGCAUUGUUUCCUUGCUUCACCUGUGUUAACAGAUCCUACUGCUUUUUUGGCUCAUUUUGGCUACUGUGCUCUUGGUGAGGAGGAAGCUUCCUUCUAUAUCACAAUGUUGUAUGUUAACCUCUUUCUAGUGUGUAAUGGUAGCCUCAGACAUCUCCUUAAGACAUCUCCAUAAGACUUUGGCGUGUUGCUUCAACUUUUUCCUGUUCGGUGCUUCCUGUCCUGUUGGAUUGAUGAUACCAGUCCCUGAGCAGAGGAAGGAAAAUAGGGGAGGCACUUUAAAGCAACCACAGGUCAGGCAUUAGGCUGGGUCUUAGCAAUAGGAGACUGCACUGCCAGAAGUAGUGGUAACGACAGUAGUUAUCAUACAGAGAAAAAUUGAAGAAGUGGGAUCAGAGGGGUCAAGGAAAGAUGUUUUAUCAAGGAAAUGCAUGAAGUGGAAAGAUGGGCUGGAGUGUGGGGAAAGACAGUUUUUGUCCUGCCACUUGCAGCAGGUGAGGGAGACUAGUGUGGCUGCUGGGCUCCUGGCUGCGCCUGCAGCGUGUGCUGCGCCUGCAGCUCAGCUGCUCCUGCCGCGGGGCCGGGGUGCUGCAGCUGUGAGGUGUUUGUGGCACCUCCCGAGCGAGGUUGCUGAUCUCAUCUGGACACUGUGAUGCCUUGAGAGCAAGUCUCUGAGCUCACAUGGGGCUGCAGGGGCUUUUCGGUGGCUGCUAAAUUUAUUUUGCUUUCGUUAUUUGAGUAAACCUGGGAAAUUUUUGAACACCACAAAUGUUCCUCAAGUGGGAGAAGCCUCACUGGCGUUCUCUCUGCUGAGUGACUGUGUGUUUGCUGAUGGUGGUGGGGGAGGCACGGGCACCUGAGGACCUGGGUCCUGCACCUGUGUGCCCGGUCUCUGACAGUGCUGCUCUGUUCAAUGGCAUGUGGGCUCUCCCUGCUGUCUGUGCAUCCUUGAAACUUGCUGCAAACACAAGUAUGUCCCAAAAAUAAUACCGUUAGCUUCCCCAAAGUCUUGUCCCCAGGGAGCCUAACGCAUUUCAGAAUAGCUUGAGAAAACAGUGCUGAAAUCCAUAUCAGGUAUCAAUAGCCGGUGCUCUGCAGGGACUUUAUUUUAAGUCUUUCAAUGCACAUCUGUGUGUUUCUGUAAAUGUUAAAUACUGUGACAACACAGCCUUAAUUUGAUAUGCAGCUUGAGGGCCUGGUCUUAGGCCAGAGGCUGUGGGCUGAGCAGUCAUUUGUAUGUGAUGCUAUUUCCUCAUAUAAUUGUAAGCAUCUUGUUAUCCUCUUCUCUGAAGACUUUCCUGUUCUCUUCACCAGCCUGCAUCAGUUUGGUGAAGUAAGUGCCUUACUUCAGUACCCUGAACUAGGUGCUGCACAUCAUUCUCUUCUGUGCCACAUGGGAAGCUGUAAUAUUUUUAUGUCUAGUCUGCCUUCCUGGAGUCCCUUAACUAGAUAUCCCAUGCAUAUUUAACUAUGGGUAGGCCAAAUCAACGAGUUUGUACAAAUCUUGCUCAUACAGACCCACAGUUACAUUCAGAUUCUAUCUGACUAAUUCACUCUACAGAUGUUUAUGCCACAUCACUGUUACUUCUAGUUGCAAGCUGUUUCUAGUUGCAGGAAACCAGUGAAGAAAAAAAGGAUUAGCACGUAACCCAAGUGCCUUCCUGUUGCAUGGAUGGGCUGAGGCUGCAGUCGCUCCGCUGCUUGCUGUGCACAUGGUGCUGACAAGAGCAGAGGUUCCACUGCCCUGGCUUGUGGGCAGGGCUGUGGGUCAUCCCCCCUUAGCCCAUGGAGCAGACACAUCCAGGAGAGCUGAGGACAUCCAGUCAGAACCAACAUGAGGAACAAACUGUGGCUCCAGAGUAUUUCCUUCUUCCUUUUAUUACAGUACACUACGCAGCGUGAAAACCUCACCUGCUUUGUGGACUAUGUACAGACCCUGUCCUGUAUCCUGAGAAAUGACUUGGGUGCCAGUUCGUACAACCUCACUGCAACAUGGGUUCCUGAAGAAGAUCCAGAAGAUACUGUGGCUGCUUGCAGUCUUCUGCAGUUGUCCAGGAACACCAGCCACACACAAUACAUGUGCACUGUGGACAUGACUGAACUCCUGGCAGAUUUCAAAGUCCAGGUGGAUGUUACAGAGACGGCUAAUAGGCAGCACAUGAUUUCCAAAGGCUUUUAUAUGGCAGAGAACAUCAAACCACAGCCUCCAUUCAAUCUGACCGCUGUCUUCUCAGACGGGUACAAUAUUUCUUGGGAAACCAUCUACCAGAACUCGCCUUUCUACUUUUUGAAUGAGGAGCUGGAGUAUGAGCUGCGAUAUAAGAGAAGGACCGACACCUGGGAGACUCAAAAGACAAAAGCUGUCCAUGAAGAUAAACGGAUGCUGGUGAUCCUGCUAUGGGAACUCCAGCCGAACACUGAGUAUGAGUUCCAAGUGAGGGCCAGACCCCGAGAAGACACAGGCUACCGUGGAUUUUGGAGUGAAUGGAGUCCUCCACUAAUGCUGAAAACCAGCCCUCGUGCAGAGACACAGACAGCAGGCAUGGGAUGGCUGCUGCUGUUUGGUGUUGUCGUGGCAAUCGUUGCUUCAAUCACAACCUUUCUGGCCAAACAGAAGAGCUUGUGGAAGAAGAUGGUUUGCAUCCCAGACCCUGCUGCCUUUUUCAAACCUCUUUACCAGGUGCAUAAUGGAGAUUUCAAGAAGUGGGUUGGUGCAUCCCAUAUGAAAAUGACCCUUGAUUUCUUUGACUGGGGAAUAGUCCUUCCAGAAGUCCUAGAAGUUUACACCGCACAUCCUUCUACCAGCACCUCACAGGAGGAGCUCCGUGAGCUGAGGAAAGAUCCGCCCUGCAAGCCCUGUGUGUCCUGCCUGACUGCCCCAGGCCAGGACAGCCAGUCCCUGCUGUCCAGUGUGAACGGCAGCGCUGGGACGCCAGACCAGUCGUACGGGCAUUUGUCCAUUGAUACUGUGACUGUGGCUGGUGAGUUUACACCUUGUGACUGUCAGUGCAACUGUGACCGUGUGUACAAGGGACAUGAGCGUACCAGCGAGGAGGAUAGUGCUGGAGAAACUGGUUACCCCAAGGUUAACAUUGAUGAUGAAGACACAAAGAUACUUGGUGACUUGCAUCUGGCAGACCUGAGCACACAGGACAAAAUACUUGCUUCAGGUUCUGUGUCCACUGACCACCCGAGGAGUACAAGUGUCCCAGCCCACCAGCAAGUAGGAAGGGCUUUGGAAGGAGGGAUAGGCAGCAUCCUAGAAGCACUUUGCUUGCAGCCUGAUCAGUGGGAUUUGGAAAACCCAGGUUCUCUACCUUCUCCUGAUGGUGAAAGUGUUUCCUACAGUGAAGGCUCCUAUGACUUCUUCCCUCACAUUGCAAUGCCUGGUGACAGUUACCCAAUGAUCUGCGUAGACUUGGACACUAUUGACAGUGGCUUUGUGGACUCAGACUGUGGGAGUCCCGUAGACUGUGAAUUUGAGCAAAACAGUCAGAGCAACUGUGGGUCUGUCCCUCUGGAGCAGGAGGGGGGUGAAUUUCCACGGAGCUACGUGAAGCAGUGGGUCUCCUGUCGCUCUGACAGCCCUGCCGAUGGGACACAGACCAACUAAGGGCUUGAUGUUGCCUUGCAGAGUGUAGGGCCUUUUCUAUACUGUGCUGUGAGCAAAAUGUUCAAAUUCAGAUGAGAAACAAAGUUCACUUUGUGUAAGCUCUGUUGCAUACAUCUGGAAACUGUAAGGUCCAUAGAAAUAUAUGCCUAUUUCUAUUGCUACUUAUCCUGUUAAUGUCUCAAACUUGAUGUGUUGUGGGUUUUUUUUACAUCCUAGGUCAAACCUCCUUAUAAUGGCAGAAAAAGCAACUGUACCUUGACAAUUACCCUUUAGCUUAUGUAGAUGUGCACAUUUUUUUUUAACAGUGACCUUAUAAAGAGUACAGAACUUUAAAUUAUUUUCCCUGAUAUUUUUGCAUGACUUGAGAGUUUGGAUGUACAUGGAACCUUGGAAGUGUAAUGCAUAGCAAGCGUGUUUGUUACAUUAAAGUUCCCUACCCUUUCCAAACAACA